AUGGUUAUGGAGGUCAACCAGGGAGACGAGAUCCCUAGUGGAUGGCCGCUUGGUCUAGGAAACAUGAACGUGAGAUUUAGAGUGGCCGAGACCUCUCGCCCAAUACGCUCAUCCAGUUUCUCUUCAUUCUCAUCUUCCAAUCUUGAUACUGAGUCGACAGCAUCGUUCUUCCCAGACCGGAGUGUGUCCCUAGGCCGGUUGAUUGGAAUUCAACCAAGGAAUAUAGGAAACUCGUACUACCCAAAUACAAUCCUCAACCAACAGUAUGGGAACUUAUCCGUUACGCGGUCCGACCAAGAUGAAUUCCAGGGCCACGACAAUCCUCAAGGACUUUGUGUUCCCCUGUUUCAUAACGUAAUCGGGAAGAUGGGCAGAAGUAGAAGCAGCACAAGGCAUUAA
Fraxinus pennsylvanica is the source of this 399-nucleotide messenger RNA. NCBI's taxonomy places the organism in Eukaryota, Viridiplantae, Streptophyta, Magnoliopsida, Lamiales, Oleaceae. The record is from the annotation of a GenBank genome assembly.